Messenger RNA from Nezara viridula (southern green stink bug), 224 nucleotides. Lineage: Eukaryota; Metazoa; Arthropoda; Insecta; Hemiptera; Pentatomidae. The record is from the annotation of a GenBank genome assembly.
AAAUUGAAACCUUGCGGAUCAAGGUUAUGACCGAACUAUUAAUAUAACUUCCAAAACAUGAGCUUGUUAAAGUAUGUUUGCUUUCAGGACAUCCAUUCAUUUUUCAGUCGAAAGAUUUAUUGGUUUGGUGCUCUCGUUCAAUCUCCGCUGGCUUUAGUACCAGUGAUGCGGUUGAGAGAGUAGCGCAGGGUUCUCCUGGACUUUCCUCGCCUGAUUUUAUAUAG